AUGAAGUCUACAACUUCAGCAGCUACAGUAAAGGAAGUGAGAAAAUUGUUUGCCCAGUUUGGGUUGCCACAUCAGUUAGUAACUGAUAAUGGGCCACAAUUUGUUUCAAAUGAGUUUGAGGCAUUCUUGAAGAGUAAUGGAGUCAAGCAUGUUUUGUCCGCUCCGUACCAUCCAGCGACGAAUGGUCAGGCCGAAAGAUUGGUACAAUCCUUUAAGCAGUCCAUGAGAGCAUCCGAAAAUAGUGAUGGAAAUGUUGAAAAGAAAGUUGCUCAGUUCCUGUUAGCAUACAGGGCUGCUCCGCACUGUGUCACAAAUGAGACACCAGCCAAGUUAUUCUUGGGACGAGAACUGAGAACAAGACUGGAUUUGCUAAAACCGGAUAUUCAAUCUGUUAUGUCAACAAAGCUGUUGAGUCAAAGUGGUAAUAUGACAGAGACCAGACAAGUGGACGGUAAAGUGUGGGUGAGAGACUAUCGUGGUGCAGAUAAAUGGGUACCAGGACAAGUUACUGCUCAGCAUGGUGAGAGACAUUAUGAUGUCGAUGUGGUUAACGGGCAGUGUCGCAGACACAUCGACCAGUUGCGAUCCAGAGAGGAACACAAUAUUAGCCUUCAAAUUGAACCAGAUUUACCAGAGAGGUGUGCAGCACCGACGAGAGACUCUAAUCAUGCUAGUGUCUCAUGUGGUGAGACAAGCUCACUGGAGCCAGUGCUUCAGCCCACUCCUAGACGGCUCAAGCAGGACAAUCCAGGUCCUCCAGAUAGACUGAACCUGUACUUAGGGAACAUCUAA
Molecule: messenger RNA, 792 nt
Organism: Haliotis rubra (blacklip abalone)
Lineage: Eukaryota; Metazoa; Mollusca; Gastropoda; Lepetellida; Haliotidae
Exons: 1
Coding region: 1-792 (263 amino acids)
Biological process (GO): DNA integration
Molecular function (GO): nucleic acid binding
Source: RefSeq, a predicted model, not a curated record